Messenger RNA from Lethenteron reissneri (Far Eastern brook lamprey), 3681 nucleotides. RefSeq names its product retinal dehydrogenase 2-like. The record is from RefSeq and is a predicted model, not a curated record. Gene Ontology annotation, molecular function: oxidoreductase activity, acting on the aldehyde or oxo group of donors, NAD or NADP as acceptor. NCBI's taxonomy places the organism in Eukaryota, Metazoa, Chordata, Hyperoartia, Petromyzontiformes, Petromyzontidae.
CGCUCUCUCGCUACGACACGAGGCACCGACCGAGUGAGACAUCCUUCUCGAGAGACAACGCAGAGGGACAGAGACGACGGGCAGAGAGACACGACCCCUUCACACACACACGUACACAAAUCUACGCAGAAUCAAAGUCUCCGUCGUUGCAUUACCACACGGGGAAAAUAAUCGCGUAUACACGUCCAUUGCAUUCAUUUCACGGUGCAUUGUACCGCUGUGGUGAGUGUGCGAACGUAUAGACAAGUAUUAUACAUUCAGACAAUCAACAACAGCAAGACUACCCACCACCACCAGCAGCAGCAGCAGGAGCACCAUCACCAACAUUGACAGCAUCAGCAGCACUCUCAGCAUCAGCAGCAAAAGCAGGCGCAGGCUGUAGCCCGGGUGAGGAGGCGAACUCGGCGUCAGAGAGGGGCGAACAGCAGCGGCAGCAGGAGGAGAGGAGGCGAUGUCUGGAGGCGCGGAGGUGCCGGGCGGGGACGCGGCGCAGGCGGGGCUGGCGGGACUCCUCGCCUCGCUUCCCGGGGUCCCACCGAGUCCCGUGCGGGACUUGCGCGCGCGGUACACCAAGAUCUUCAUCGGAAACGAGUGGCGUGACUCCAUCAGCGGCAGGACCUUCCCGACCUUCGACCCCGCGAGCGGGGAGAAGCUCUGUGACGUGCAGGAGGGAGACCAGGAGGACGUGAACGUCGCGGUGGUGGCGGCGCGGGAGGCGUUUGUGCUGGGCUCCCCAUGGAGGCGCAUGGACGCGUCGGACCGCGGGGUGCUGCUGUCGCGCCUCGCCGACCUGGUGGAGCGGGAGCGCACCACGCUCGCCACUCUGGAGUCGAUGGACUCGGGAAAGCCCUUCCUGCCGGCGUUCUUCGUGGACGUGACCGGGGCCGUCAAGACGCUGCGCUAUUUCGCCGGCUGGUGCGACAAGAUCCAGGGGCGCACCAUUCCCGUGGAUGGCGAAUACUUCACAUUCACACGGCACGAGCCCAUCGGGGUGUGUGGACAGAUCAUCCCGUGGAACUUCCCGCUGCUCAUGUUCAUUUGGAAGAUUGCACCGGCCCUGAGCUGCGGGAACACUGUGGUCGUGAAGCCAGCCGAGCAGACGCCGCUCACCGCCCUCCACGUGGGAGCGCUCAUUGCCGAGGCCGGGUUUCCGCCGGGCGUCGUUAACAUCGUGCCGGGAUUUGGCCCCACUGCCGGGGCAGCGAUUGUGCAGCACCCAGACAUCGACAAGAUCGCGUUCACCGGCUCCACCGAGGUGGGGAAGUUGAUCCAGGAGGAGGCCGGCAAGAGUAACCUGAAGCGCGUGACACUGGAGCUCGGCGGGAAGAGCCCCAUCAUCGUGUUCGCCGACGCCGACCUGGACGUGGCGGUGGAGCAGGCGCACCAGGGGGUGUUCUGGAACCAGGGCCAGUGCUGCACGGCGGGGUCUCGCGUCUACGUGGAGGGCCCCGUCUACGACGAGUUCGUGCGGCGCAGCGCGCAGCGGGCACGCGUGCGCCGCGUCGGCCACCCCUUCUGCCCGAGUACUGAGCACGGGCCGCAGAUUGACGAGAAGCAGCGCUCCAAGAUCCUGGAGCUGGUGCAGAGCGCGCUGGAGGAGGGGGCGCACUUGGAGUGCGGCGGCGUGGCCUGCGAAGGACGAGGCUUCUACGUGCAGCCCACGGUGUUCUCCGACGUGCCCGACAGCGCGCGCAUCACUCGCGAGGAGAUCUUCGGGCCCGUGCAGCUGAUCAUGAGGUUCGACUCGCUGGAGGACGUGGUCGCUCGCGCCAACGCUUCCCCGUACGGCCUGGUGGGCGCCGUGUUCACGCGCGACCUGGAGCGCGCCCUCGCCGUCUCGGCCGCGAUGCAGGCCGGCACCGUCUGGAUCAACUGCUACAAUGCCAUGAAUGCGCAGAGCCCAUUUGGAGGCUACAAGAUGUCUGGGAAUGGCCGUGAAAUGGGCGAGUACGGCCUGCAGGAGUACACCGAAGUGAAGACGGUCACGAUCAAGAUUUCUCAGAAAAACUCGUGAAGACGUCGUUGAUUUUCCCUUCGUUGUUUUCCUCAUCACUAUUAUCGUUUAUCAUUAUUAUUAUCAUCAUCAUCACCAUCGUCGUCGUCAUCGUUAUUAUUCACAAGCGCUUUGAAAGUACACGAAACGAAUUAAAUAAAAGGAGUCGAUGUGGAGCACGAGGCAUUGCAAGAUUAUUCUACAAAUAUCUCUCUGCACCCCCCCCUCUCUUGUGCGAGGGAUGCCUUGAGCCUAGGAGUACAGUACAACGCAGGGCUUAACGGGCACGACUGUUUUCUGGGAGCGUCGUUCACGCGAGUGACCGGUCUUUGCUGUUGUCUAACCCGUACACCUGGAGAGGUCAUUGGUUCAUUGCGGAGAGAGAAACAACGAAACGAUUGUGCUGAUGCAAUUCACCUCGCAUAGUUGUUAUAAAAAAAAAAACCUCAAGAGGUCAGAAUGAUAUUUUUUUAUUACAAAAAUAAAGCAUUUGGAUAACUCUAGCGGGUGUGAGACGACUCGUGUAAAAAUGCGCGCGUUUUGUUACAAACGUGUUCAUUGGGGCCGUGGCUUUUGACAGCCAAUGAUGUGUCUGGCAUUGCAUUAGAAUGAUUUAUAUCCCUUUGGCAAUCCACCGCUGGAUGAAGGCCUCCCCAUUGCAUUCAUCACCAUCAGCCAUCAUCAAUCCACUGCUGGAUGAAGCCCUCAUUGCAUUCAUCAUCAUCAUCAGGCAUGAUAAAUCCACUACUGCUGGAUGAAAGCCUUCCCAUUACAUUAUCAUGUUAAUAUUCCCCAAUAUAUUUGAGGUACAGACACAUUCGCUGGGAAGACAUUGGCCCGGUUUUGGUAAAACCACCCUGACGCUUCGAUUUGUCUUUCCUGCACAAACAUUAGUACAAAAACGGGCCUUUUUCACAAGUCCCGCAAGGUCAAAACAAAACUCCAACGCAAUAAUAACGUCUGUACCUUCGAUUUCAACGUUUAAUUGUACAGCGUUUUGUUCUUACCCAGUCUCGUUAACACCCUCCCCCCUCGUGCGUUACCAGUACGCGCGUAUGCACGCGUGUCAGAGGAGCGACGCUCACAACAACGAGCAGAGCGCCGAGUGGCUAAAGCACAGCAAGUUGGCACAGGAGGGGGACACGGGUGGUGCAUGGGCCACUCAUCUCAGUCAGUCGACCCGUGGCACCCGCUGGGUCUGUCCCGUGACCCCCUGCCAGCGAGCCGUUCGACACUUCACGUGGCCUUAACGUGCACCUAGCUUGGCACAAGCGCCGUGGUGACGUCUCCGCCACUUAGUGGCGAAUGGCGGUGGUUUUUGGUGGUGUCAGAGGAGACCUCGCAGCGACGGUGGGACCAGUUUGACACCUGCCCGCGCGCGCGUGUGCCUAGCAGGCGCAGUCGAGGCUUCGACGCCUCGACUGCGGACAAGACAAAAGCAGAAGGAAAAAAAACACACCAAAAAACGCAGGACCCUUCUAUGAAAUGUGUUUUUAUUAAACUGUUUUUUGUUUGACUACGUUUUUUUUUGUGUGUGUUAGACCCGAAAACAACUUGCGCAUUUAUUGUUAAUACUGCGUACUAUAUAUCUGAAUGUUAUCCGUAACAAUACUGUAUCCUUUAAACGUUUUCUGUGUUUGUUACGCUUUUUUAUCAUCAUCAUUAUACGGCUGUUAUAAAUUUACAAA